Penicillium egyptiacum is the source of this 1056-nucleotide messenger RNA. Lineage: Eukaryota; Fungi; Ascomycota; Eurotiomycetes; Eurotiales; Aspergillaceae. The record is from the annotation of a GenBank genome assembly.
AUGGGCGAUUUCGAAUCAGAACACGAAUUGAAGAAACCCUGGAUUGAAACGCCUCUGAUCGAGUCAGCGGCACUUUCAAAGGCUGCCGGAUGUAGAAUUUUCCUCAAAUUGGAGUCACUCCAACCUUCUGGCUCGUUCAAAUCACGAAGCCUGCAUUUUUUCAGCUCCUCAGCAGGCAAUGCGGGGCUCGCAGCAGUUAUAGCCGCUCGGGAUCUCGGUUGUCCCUGUACUGUUGUUGUGCCCCUUAGCGCGAAGCCUACAAUGAUCAAAAAAAUCCGCGCUGCUGGGGCUUCGGACGUUAUCCGCCAUGGUGCCAGUUGGUUCGAAGCAGACGCGUAUCUGCGGGAAAAUUUCAUCGAAAAUGAAGAGAGCAAGUCAGAUCCCUUGGUCACGAACAUUUAUGUCCCACCGUUCGAUCAUCAUGAUAUCUGGCGAGGUGCAGGGACUCUGGUUGAUGAGAUAAUUAAGCAGUUACCUCCAAGGCACUACGGCAAAACCGAUACCGAUCUUUUGUUCCCGGCAGAUGCAAUCGUUUGCAGCGUUGGUGGUGGCGGUCUUUUGAACGGGAUCAUAGACGGCCUUGAGAGGCAUUUGCCAGCUUACCAACCGACAACGCUUCCUAAGAACACGGCGGGAAAAGUUCAGAUUGUCGCUGUUGAAACAGCAGGGGCGGAUUCGCUGGCGCAUUCUCUACGCACGGGUUGCCUAUACCCUCUACCUGCAAUCACGUCGCAGGCCAUCACUUUGGGGGCACUCUGCGUGGCACAGCAGACGCUGAAAAACGUGCAAUCCCCUCCGCCUGGGGUCGAAGUCACUAGCAUUGUGGGUACCGACGCUGAUGCCGCAAUGGGAGUUGUGCGUUUGUGUGAUGAGCUGCGGUUGGAGGUCGAGCUGGCUUGCGGAAUAAGUGUCCAAGUUGGGUUAGAUAGGCUUAGGGAAGUCAUAACAAACCUAACACCUGAUAGUCGAGUUGUAAUCAUUGUUUGCGGAGGAAACGACGUUACUUCUGAAAUGAUUUCGGAUUACCGCCAGAAGCUUGACAAUGGUUGGCAAUGA